UAGAAGUCCCAAUUUUAACCUAGCCUCUUCUCUCUACGCUCCCGCUCGCUGAGCCUCUCCUCUCUACGCCAAUGGAACCUCCAGCGCUUUCAUUCAACUAUGUUGGAGACGUCGGUUCCGACAACCUUGACGCCGGCAACGAUGAAACGUUUACCCCCAUCCUUUACACGCAUCGGUCAUCCUUUACCCGAGACGAAAUGGAAGACGAUGACUUCGACGGCGGCAACUUCGAGGUUGGGGACGAUAUGGGAUAUUUGGAAAAUCUUUCGUCCGAAGAUGAUAAUCCGAAUGAGAAGAGCUCGUUGGAAGGAACGGACAUUAUUGUGCCCAGUGUUGGAAUGAAGUUUAAGAAUGAGAAAGAGGUGUUUGAGUUUUACAAAAACUAUGCUUACCAAAUUGGUUUUCCCGUAAGGAAAAGAAAUUCGAAGAAGGGUGACGAUGGGGUUGUACGUUAUGUAACCUUUACAUGUAGUCGGGAAGGUCAUAGAACCAGUGGGGCAAAUGCAGUUUUGAAGCCUCGACCAACCAUUCAAACUAGGUGCAAAGCGAGAUUAACGGCAUGUUCUGGCAUCAAUGGAAUUUGGUGUAUUAACACGGUUCAUUUGGAGCAUAAUCACAAAACUAGACCUUCAAAAUCAUGGCUAUAUCGAUGUAAUCGUCAAAUCAAUGCACGAGUUAAAAGGCAGCUUGAAAUAAAUGACAUCGCUGGUAUACCAUUGCACAAGAGUUUUAACUCAGCCGUAGUUGAAGCCGGUGGUUAUGAAAAGAUUGCAUGUGUGGAGAAGGAUUGUAGAAAUUUCAUUGACAAAGUACGUCGAUUGAGGCUUGGGGAAGGAGACGCUGCUGCAAUACAAGCUUAUUUUUCGAGGAUGCAGGCAAGUAGUCCUGACUUCUAUUUCAAUAUAGACUUGGAUGAGGAUGCUCGCUUGAGAAACGUUUUCUGAGCAAAUAAUAGGUGUAGGCAAGCAUGUAAGGAAUUUGGGGAUGUAGUAACGUUUGACAUCACGUACUUAACUAAUAAGUACGAAAUGCCUUUUGCUCCCUUUGUUGGAGUAAACCGCCAUGGACAGUCAAUUUUACUUGGAUGUGGUUUGGUCUCAAAUGAGGAUACAAGUACUUUUGUAUGAUUAUUCAGAACCUGGCUUGAGUGCAUGCAUGAUCGAGCUCCAAGUGGAAUUAUUACGGAUCAGGAUCGAGCUAUGCAAAACGCAAUUGGAAUCGUGUUUCCAAACACAAAACAUAGGUGGUGCUUGUGGCAUAUCCUGAAAAAAUUACCAGAAAAAUUCGGCGGCCAUACAAAUAAAGCUUCUAUUCUUUCUGCCGUGCAUCACCUGGUGUAUGACGUGCAAAGUUGUGAGGAAUUUGAGCAAGGUUGGAGUAAGAUGUUGGAAGAUUAUGAACUAGUUGAACAUUCUUGGUUAACCGAAUUAUACAAUGAGAGUUCGAUGGGUGCCCUGCUAUUUGAGGAC
Messenger RNA from Olea europaea var. sylvestris, 1469 nucleotides. Its product is annotated as protein FAR1-RELATED SEQUENCE 5-like. The coding region runs from base 72 to 944 and encodes 290 amino acids. The record is from RefSeq and is a predicted model, not a curated record. The transcript is spliced from 2 exons. Lineage: Eukaryota; Viridiplantae; Streptophyta; Magnoliopsida; Lamiales; Oleaceae.